Molecule: messenger RNA, 5198 nt
Organism: Drosophila obscura
Lineage: Eukaryota; Metazoa; Arthropoda; Insecta; Diptera; Drosophilidae
Product: serine-rich adhesin for platelets
Exons: 5
Coding region: 1382-3787 (801 amino acids)
Molecular function (GO): growth factor activity
Source: RefSeq, a predicted model, not a curated record
CUCGCUGGUUCUGGCCAACGUACCGCUGCCACGCGCCUUUGACACUUGUGACAUUUUUGACACACAAAUCAAUUGUUACGUGAAUUUUCAGCGCGUCGGGCAGCAGCAGCAGGAGCACCAGCAGCAGCGCAGUGGCAGCUGGAGUGGCAGUGUGGCAGCAAGGGUAAUCCACAGCGAGAAACAGAAAUCCCCAUCAAAAGUCCCAUCAUUUUUUUGCCCUUCAAAAAGUGUCGGAAAAGUGCUGAAAAUGGAGCCGUAAUCGUUGCCUACUUUCGAGCGUUGCGCGUGUGACAUAAUUGCUCCGAACCGAUGAGAACGGAACCUUAAAGAUUAGUGCAAAUCGGAAAGGGAUUCACGCCAUAUCGGACCACACAUAACAUCGCCUUCCCCCCACACGUGUACCCAUCCGUGGGGGUUUUUCCUGCCUGCAAAUCGAUUUCUGUUUCCGGCAUUUUUCACGUGGCUGCUGGUGUCGCCACCUAUCCCCGUCCGUCUAUCCGCAUUGCCGUCCGAUUCCGUGCAGUUUUUGGUUGUUGUUUUUAUUGCUGCCUAACGAUUUUUCCCACAAAAACAACACACGGCGAAACGUGGCACGGACACAAAGUGUGACAGAGAAAGGGAGAGAAAAAUAGAGAGAGAGAGAGAGAGAGAGAGAGAGCGAGAGCUCUCUGCCCCGGACUCUCGGGGGCAUCGUAAAUCGUAAACAGUUUUGCCCCAGCUGAAAGUAACAGUCGUCGGUCGUUUGUGGGGUUUAUGGGAAUCGUUAUGGAUUUCCUGCCUCUGGCCUGUAUUUCGGUGGUUCUCUGCCUCUGCCACGGCCCCUUCCCCUAAAGCACGAGGUGGUGUGGGCGGCGCGGUGCGAUAUUUGGGGGCCUGCCUCUUCGUUUCGGAAUCAGUUUCGGUUUCGGUUUCGGUUUCAGUCAGUCAGCUGCUGCUUUCCACGUGCCACGUGUCGCAUGAGUAAUGCUUUUCUUUUUGGGUGAAAUUUCGCCUCUUGCAGUCGCCUCCCAACUCACGCCAUAGAAAAUACAAUAAAUGAAUAAACAAUAAACUACAAAAAUAAACAAAAAAAAAACUAUUAUCAAAGACUGUUUAAACAAUAUCCAAAUCAGGCUUCUAUAUCUUAAUUAAAUAAUCAAUUAAUCGAAUCGAAAUAUUUAGUGCUUAAAUCAAUUGCAAAAAAAAGUGUUCAAAAUUCUUAAAUCAAUUUGUAAUCCAACAAAAACAAAAAUUAUCCAAAAAGUAAAACCACUCGAAACCGAAUUCAACAAAAUCGAUUUUUAAAUGUUAGCGCGGAUUGAAUUUAACAGAGAAACGUAGACGAAAUACGAAUGCAAAUUAGAUGCAAAAUAAAUGGGUAAAAUGAGGUCAAGUAAAUACGAUGUUACCACAGCUUACGGUCUAUGCCAAGAUUAUUUACCUCCUGAUGGUGGUGAUUUCAGGUGCAUUAUGUACAGUAGAAGAUUACGUAAUAAUGUCACAGUGUGCACACAACAAAGCCAUACACCUAGCUGCGGCAGGAACAGUCUCAGUGACAGACAUUUCACAGAUACAAAAUAUAACGAUAGUCGGCCUCCUGGAUUAUGUGAACAACGAAUUCAAAAUAGCACUGUACGCAAAAGAAACCCAAAGAUAUUUGUGUUUCAACGACAAUUGGAGAUUAGUUGGCAUGAGGGAACUGCGCGAUACCUGCUACUUCAACGAGACGAUCGUGCACGGUUAUUUCGUGUUCCGGUCCGUUGUCGACCUGCAGCGCCGUGUCGGGUUCACGCACCGAGGUAAGCCCGUGGGGCCAAAGAAGAUCGUCAACGAUGCCUGCUACAUGUUCAACAAGAUCGAUGCCGAGCAGUUUUUCCAUCAGCACACGUUACCAAAAUGGCACGAGAUGGCCGCCAGUCAGAUGAUAGCCAGCAAUGGAAAUGGCAAUGGUAAUGGCAAUGGCAAUGGCAAUGGCAGUGGCAAUGGCCGGAAGCCGUUGCCGUCGCCGUCGCGCAGCAACAAAAACAAUCGCCACAAAUCGAAUAACCAAAAUCAAAAGUUGCAGCCGCAACAGGAGCAUCAUGGCCAUAAUAAUAAUAAUAAUAACAGUAACAUUAUUAUUAACAAUAGUAGUAAUAGUCUAAGUAGCACUAACAAAAAGCAAUUAGCAUUAAAUCGACAGAAGCAGCAGAAGCAACAGCAGCAACAGCAGCAGCAGCAACAUCAGGUGCGGCACCAUCACAAUGAUCCUUCGCUGCUCGCCAGGAGGCAGCAGCACGACAAGAAGCAGAAGCGGCGACGCAAGGAGCAGUUGCAGCAACGAGUCACAGCUAGUCCAACGAAACGAAUGACUGCAGCAGCCACAGCGGUGGCUGCCACCACAGCAGCAACAUCCACAUCCACCACUGCAACAACCAAAUGGUCAACAGCCACACUGUCCAUCAAGCGCAAGGGAAGACGAAGAAAGGGCCACAAGCCAAAGGCCAAGCCGCCGCAAGUCACGGCUGCAACAUCAAUAUCAACAUCAACCGACGACUCCCUCUAUAGCAGCAGCAGCAGCAGCAGCAGCAGCAGCAUGGGCUACGAGGAUCCCUACAAUGUCAGCAGCAGUAGCAUCACCUCCUUGGAGCCCUGGUCCACUUGGUCCACCAUUGAUAGCUUUACGCCAGAUGUUGCGGGUGUCAGUGGCAGCAGCAGCAGCAGCAGCACAACGGCAACAUCAGACGACAGUAUUAGCAGCAGCAGCAGCAGUAACUACGAUGCCUGGUCCACAUUCAUCACGGAGCUGGAGAGCGAGGCCUCCUCGGGCACCACCACAACAGAGAUGAGUGGCAAUGACACCGAACUGCUGCUGCAGUACGAGGCAGAGCUGGUUGAAGACGCGGAGCCAGUGUCCACCACGGACUACGAAACCAAAGGAACAUCAGCAGCAAUAGCAGCGGCGACGGCGGCCACAACUACCUCGACAGCUGGCUCCCAGCUGGUGAUAGAGCAGACGCCGCUGCAGCAAGAGAUGGCCAGGAGCAGCACAGCAGCCGCCAGAGCAGCGUCGUCUGCCACAACGCCAGCCACCACUCUCGCCAGUCGCAGUCAGACUGAUCUUGCACCAAGCACGCAUAAACUGAGCAGACAUCGUGGCGGUGGCAGUGGCAGUGGCAGCAUGGAGAACAGCAGGCAGUGGCUGCAGGGCGACAAUAAGUUGCAACAGCAGCACAAGCUACUGCUGCCACUGCAGCCGCCCACAGGCAGCACGCGAGUACCUUCGGCAACAACGCCCAGAUGGAGGCUCUCCAACGCGGCGGCAGCAUCCACAUCCACAUCCACUGUGGAGAGCAUGGCAACGACGCCUCAGCAGCAUGGGCUCAUCGACAAGAUAUUCAGCGUGUACAAGAACAUUAACAGCAACCUGAACAACACCCUCACCGAAGCCUCGCCGACAGUCGACACAAGGAGCACCAUCACGGCGGCUACCAGCACCACCACCAAGAAAUCUCUACGCAAGUCCACACAGAAGCUGAUGGCCACGCCCUACCACCAGCUGACCUACGUGCGCAAUGAGGCGGGCGACAUUGACAUCGAUAACCUGGACAAUAUCAGCGUCUAUCCCGAUCUGUUCGAGGGGGAACUGGACGUCAGCGACAGCGGCAAUGGCAACGGCUCCACCAGCAACAGUCGCCUCACCUUCGUCAGCGGGUAUCUGGCCACCUCGCCCACAUCCGUGCUGCCCGAGUCGAUACGGAUCGCCAAGAUCAAGAUCAAUAACGAGCGCCGGCGGCUGCAGCUUCACAGUCAGCGGAGGUUUGCGUAGUACCAAUACCAGACGAUAUACCGAUAUAUUGUAUUGUAUAACUAUACUCAGAACAGUUUUCAAAUGAAUUUAGGCACGAAAAUAAAACAGAAUUAUGGAUAAAUAUAUCCAAUUUAUAAUGAACUGAUACAUAUAUGUACAUAUAUACAGCGAUCGAUACUCGUAUAUAUGUAUGGGUAGUACCUAUAUGGAGUUGCUUACUGUUCAGUACCUCAGCUCAGCUCAGCUCAGACAGAAGUUUGCACUUGCACGCCUUAAAGCACACUACAGGAGCGGAUGUGGAUGCGGAAACGGGAACGGAAACGGAAACGGAAACCAGAUAACCAUAACUCAGGCCAUAUAUGUAUCAUCAAAUGGAGAGUACAGUGAAGUGGGCGGUAGACGGGGGGCCGAAUGGAAAGAACUCGCAGAACUGCUACAUAGUUAUAAAUGAAAAGACAAUAAGAUUUUUAUUUACGAGUAUGUGCUAUAUAAGCUAACGAAACGAAACGAAAAUAAAUGAAAAGAAAAGAAAAGAAACGAUGAGAAAAGCGAUAAUGAUAGCAAUAACGAUAGCGAUAGCAAUAAUCGAUGAUUGAUGUUUGAUAAUUAACUGCUAAAACAAACUGUUGGUAUGGAAAAUAAAAAAACCAAAAUGAAGAAUCAAUGUGCAUUUGCUUGUUUGGAAGCACUGAAAGCAAACCAAUUAAGUUUAUUAGCAAUGAGAAUUAACAACAGCAAAUGCUAAACAAUAUAUAUAUAUAUAUAUAUAUUAAUACAUACAUAUAUGCAUAUAUUUUCAAAAUUUUAUAAUGAACGAAAACUAAUUGCAAUUAGAAAAGAAAUUGAACGAAACCGAAAAAAAACCCAUGAAGACGUUUUUUAAAUUCAUACGCAAGCAGAAACUAAGAGUCAAUGACGAUAACGAUAACAAUGUCGCACAGCAAAACACUUCCAAAAAGUAAAGCAAAAUAAAAACGAAAACAAAAACGAAAAAAGAAUGUUUAGAAAUCAAUAGAAAAUCAAUAUUAAACAAUUUUACUAGGCACCGGCACCCAGCGGCGAAACGAAAUUGAACAGAACGUGGCGAAGAGCUCCAUUCAGAUUAAACCGAAUUUUUUUAAAUAAAUGCAGUUGCAGAAACUUGUUGAAAUUGUCAGCCUGUCAAAUCGAUUUUAGAGGGGAAUAAUACAAUACAUACAUACAUACACACAUACUCGUAUGUAAUGUGAGCGAGGGGAUGAGUAGGAGAAGAAAACCUAGAUCAAUGGAACAUUUUAAUGAACUAUUAACGCAUGCACGAGUGCUUCGUACUGCGACAGAAAAAACACCAAAACUCACACUGAAUAAGCCACGUUAUAUUUAUUAAUUGAAUAUGAAACUAAAACUAAAAACUAAAGCUAAGCAAAUCGAAUCAAAAUAGCAACAAAAC